Messenger RNA from Quercus robur (English oak), 621 nucleotides. RefSeq lists its product as uncharacterized. Gene Ontology annotation, molecular function: catalytic activity. Lineage: Eukaryota; Viridiplantae; Streptophyta; Magnoliopsida; Fagales; Fagaceae. The record is from RefSeq and is a predicted model, not a curated record. The transcript has a single exon. Bases 1 to 621 code for a protein of 206 amino acids.
AUGAAUAUAAUUGUGUGGAAUUGUAGGGGCCCCUUGAAGCCCAAUUUUCAAGACUAUGUUCAUGAUCUUGUUCGUCAACAUGAUCUAGCUAUUUUUGUGGUUACAGAAACCCAAAUUGGUGGAGAUAGAGCCCGAGAUAUCAUAGAUAGGUUACCGUUUGAUGGUGCAAUUCAUAUUGAAACUAUCGGUCAAGCUGGAGGUUUGUGGCUUUUAUGGAAUUCAUAUAGAGUUGAGGUGUCCUUUCUGGCUAGCUGGGAGCAAGAAAUUCACUCCACCGUAAAGGUACGCUCAUCUAACUUUAGCUGGUUGUUCUCUGCUGUGUAUGCUAGCCCUAGAAGUGCUGAAAGAUGUAUUUUGUGGAAUAAUUUAUCUAACGUAGCUGAUCUUCAUAAUAUGCCCUGGGUCAUUGCGGGUGAUUUUAAUGAGACUCUUAUUGGUGCGGAUAAGUUUGGUGGUAGAGUGGUUAGCAUAAAUCGGGCUCUGUUAUUUAAGGAUUGUCUGGAUAAAUGCAACAUGGUGGAUUUAGGUUUUUCUGGCCCAAGGUUUACUUGGACGAAUGGCAGGGAAGUUCAGGAUCUCAUUCAGGAAAGGAUUGACAGAUUUUUUGUGAAUCCGGACUAG